Messenger RNA from Protopolystoma xenopodis, 438 nucleotides. Lineage: Eukaryota; Metazoa; Platyhelminthes; Monogenea; Polystomatidea; Polystomatidae. The record is from the annotation of a GenBank genome assembly.
AUGCAAGCAGGCUUGACCGAGUCUCUCUUCUCAUUUCCGCGUGGUGAACGCGUCAUGGCGAUUCUGACUUUCUUGUUCCGUCGGCUUGUUUUGUCAACCAGGCAAAAUAUGUCGUUGGUGCGCACAACCGUUAGCUCAGCAUUGCUCAUCUCUGCCGCAGGUCGUACCGGUCAGGCGAACCAGCCGUCUCGGGGCUGUCUGCAAUCCGUCCUCUUCGCACGACGUCGCAUCUGUCCGCGGCUAGAACAGGGCUCUUAUAAAACUGCCGUCGAGCCAGGUCUAUUGCAGAAGACCACUGCGUUGGCGACGAGCCAAUGGCAGACCUGCUCCUCCGUUUUAUCGUCUCCGCGACUUGAGCGCACAAACCGAGCCGCCAUCCUCAUGUCUUGGCCCAACCAAGACAUCAUCAUUCAGUGCUACAGGCAAUACGACUUUUAG